AAAGAGGAUGGCACUGUGAACCGGGACUUCAAGAAGACACGGACAAAGGAACAAGUCAUGGAGGCCUUCAGGGAGUUCACCAGAGGAAACCGCAAUGUUUUGAACAGUUACCUUAACCGGUUGAAGGGUAUCCGCGCUACCCUGGAGACAUCCCCGUUCUUCAAAUGCCAUGAGGUAAUCGGGAGCUCCCUCCUCUUCAUUCACGACAAGAAGGAACAGGCCAAAGUCUGGAUGAUUGACUUUGGGAAAACCACCCCGCUGCCAGAGGGACAAGUUCUCCAGCACAACGUGCCCUGGGUGGAAGGGAACAGAGAGGAUGGCUACCUCUGGGGGCUGGACAACCUCAUUCAGAUCCUGACAGAGUUGUCCCAGAGCGAAGACUUGCAUUAAAAGCCGUACAUCCGACUCUGCCACUACCCCCAACCUGCCCCUCGACUGACUCUUCUGAACUGCACUACAAGACACUUUCCAGCCCUCGCCCUUCCCAUUUGAAAGCUAUACUCUCCCUA
Messenger RNA from Pterocles gutturalis (yellow-throated sandgrouse), 509 nucleotides. RefSeq names its product inositol-trisphosphate 3-kinase B-like. The transcript has 3 exons. Gene Ontology annotation, molecular function: inositol-1,4,5-trisphosphate 3-kinase activity; inositol tetrakisphosphate kinase activity. NCBI's taxonomy places the organism in Eukaryota, Metazoa, Chordata, Aves, Pterocliformes, Pteroclidae. The annotation marks the transcript as partial. The record is from RefSeq and is a predicted model, not a curated record. Gene Ontology annotation, biological process: inositol phosphate biosynthetic process. Gene Ontology annotation, cellular component: nucleus; cytoplasm.